Messenger RNA from Salarias fasciatus (jewelled blenny), 1289 nucleotides. RefSeq names its product myeloid associated differentiation marker b (gene myadmb). Gene Ontology annotation, cellular component: membrane. The transcript is spliced from 2 exons. NCBI's taxonomy places the organism in Eukaryota, Metazoa, Chordata, Actinopteri, Blenniiformes, Blenniidae. The record is from RefSeq and is a predicted model, not a curated record. The coding region runs from base 175 to 1056 and encodes 293 amino acids.
CUCUCUGCCCCUGGAUGCUGUGCAGGACUGAGACCAGAGACGGUCACCAUCAAAUAGUUUUCUCUGCCUGAGUGGCUGAUGCUAGCGCUGUAAGGGAGUCACUCCCAGACCGAAGAGACUCAUCUCUGACGGGAAUCCUUCCAGUCUUCUUGCUAAGCCACUCCACCUCUCACCAUGGCCAUCGUCCUCCACUCCAGCCCUCUGCUCUGGACACGGCUAGCAGCCCUGGUCUUCACCUGCGUGGCCUUCUCUGUGGCCGUGCACGGCGGCAGAUUGUACCACGGCACCAAGGACUGGUGCAUGUUCUGCUGGGCCUUCGGCUUCGCCGGCACCCUGCUGGUCCUGCUGGUGGAGCUCUUCGGGCUGCAGUCCAGAGCCCCGGUGUCCUGGAAGAACUUCCCCAUCACCUUCGCCUGCUACUCCGCCGUCUUCUGCUUGUCCGCCUCCAUCAUCUUCCCCCUGUACUACCUCAAGGGCUCCUCGGGGCCAAACGAGACCCGCGACUACCGCAUCGUGUCCACCGUCUUCUCCUGCCUGGCCACCAUCGCCUACAUGAGCGAGGUGAGCAUCAGCAAGGCGCGUCCCGGCGAGGUCGCCGGCUACAUGGCCACGGCCCCCGGCCUGCUGAAAGUCUGCGAGACCUUUGUGGCCUGCGUCAUCUUCGUCUUCGUCAGCGACCCCGUGCUGUACGACCGCCACGACGCCCUCAAGUACUGCAUGUCCGUCUACUGCAUCUGCUUCAUCCUGUCGGCGGGCAUCAUCAUGCUCUGCAUCGGCGAGUGCACCGGCUGUCUCCCCUUUCCGUUCGCCCGCUUCCUGUCGGGCUACGCUCUGCUGGCCGUGGUCCUCUACCUCUCAGCGACCAUCAUCUGGCCCAUUUUCAACUUCGACCCCAGACACGGGGGGAACAAGAACAGGCCGUACCAGUGCAGCAGCGCGAUGGGACUGUGCAUCUGGGAUAAGCUCAUGGCGGUGGCUGUGCUCUCUGCCGUCAACUUCAUCCUGUACCUGGCCGACCUGAUCUACUCCACCCGCCUGGUCUUCGUCAGUGCUUGAAGGAGGACAGAGCGCCAGCAGUAUGCGCCAAAUGAAAUGAAAUUCGUCCAGUUUAUGAAAGGCUGUAAAACUGCUGUCAAAUAUACUGCUGCAGGCAAAUGCUUGUGUACUCAUCGGCACUCUGAUUUGUUUUAUUGGUAUCCACACAGUCGAGAGAAGCUCGUGCAUCAUGGUGGGAACAGACUCCUGAGUUUACACCCCAACUGGUACCUUUCUGUUGCUUCAAAUUUCCU